GAUCAGGAGAUGCUGCAGACUACAACUCACAACCAGCAGCACCAAAGACACAUCAAGAAUCUUGUUCUCCGAGUAGCACACACAAGUAACAAGUUAGCUAGUGAGAGAGGGAGAGGGAGAAAGAGAGACUGAAUUUGUGAUGGAGGUGACCGCCAACCACACGCAGGACGUGAGCGGGUGGGCGGCCAUGGACGAGUCCGGCACGAUGGUGCCCUACGCCUUCAAGCGGAGGGAGAACGGCGUGGACGACGUGACCAUCAAGGUGCUCUACUGCGGCAUGUGCCACACCGACCUCCACUUCAUCAACAACGACUGGGGCAUCACCAUGUACCCCGUCGUGCCCGGCCACGAGAUCACCGGCGUCGUCACCAAGGUCGGCUCCAACGUCUCCGGCUUCCGGCCCGGCGACCGCGUCGGCGUGGGCUGCAUCGCCGCCUCCUGCCUCGACUGCGAGCAGUGCGACAGCUCCCAGGAGAACUACUGCGACAAGGUCGCGCUCACCUACAACGGCGUCUUCUGGGACGGCAGCAUCACCUACGGCGGCUACUCCAGCAUGUACGUGGCGCACAAGAGGUUCGUGGUGCGGAUCCCGGACAGCCUGCCGCUGGACGCGGCGGCGCCGCUGCUGUGCGCCGGGAUCACGGUGUACACCCCGAUGAAGAAACACGGGAUGCUGCAGGCCGCCGGCAGGAGGCUCGGGGUGGUUGGGCUGGGCGGGCUGGGCCACAUCGCCGUCAAGUUCGGCAAGGCGUUCGGGCUGCACGUCACGGUGAUCAGCACGUCGCCGGCCAAGGAGCAGGAGGCCAGGGAGAACCUCAAGGCCGAUGACUUCAUCAUCAGCACCGACGACAAGCAGAUGCAGGCUAUGGCGAGGAAGCUUGACUACGUGAUCGACACAGUCCCGGCGGCGCACUCGCUGGGACCAAUCCUGGAGCUGCUCAAGGUGAACGGCAAGCUGGCCCUCGUCGCCGCUCCGGACGGCCCCCUCGAACUCCCUUCCUUCCCGCUUAUCUUCGGGAACAGGACCAUCAGUGGGAGCAUAACGGGGGGAAUGAACGACCAUCAGGAGAUGAUGGACCUGUGCGGCGAGCACAACAUCACCUGCGACAUCGAGCUCGUCUCCAACGACGGGAUCAACAACGCGUUCGCCAGGCUCGCGCGCAACGACGUCCGCUACCGUUUCGUCAUCGACAUUGCGCGGGGUGACUCCAGGUUCUAGCUAGUUUUGUUGCUCAUCUGGGUCAGAAUGAAAUGGUACCUGUUUGAGUUCAGUGAUGGAUCUUGAAUUAGUAGCGAGACGUGAGAAAACUGUAUGUCGUCCUCCUGUUGGCUAUGAUGUCCCUUGUAUGCAAUUUAGUUUUGCAUCAUUGAGUUUUCAUCUAUUUAUUUUUCAACAAUGUACCUUUUGUAAUAUUUGGUUAACUGGGUUGUAUGUCAACACAGCUGCCUAGUAACAAAACGGAAAUAUGAAGAUGGGCUAAAUUUCUAUGCAAAAGAAUA
Hordeum vulgare subsp. vulgare (domesticated barley) is the source of this 1500-nucleotide messenger RNA. Its product is annotated as probable cinnamyl alcohol dehydrogenase 6. Gene Ontology annotation, biological process: lignin biosynthetic process. NCBI's taxonomy places the organism in Eukaryota, Viridiplantae, Streptophyta, Magnoliopsida, Poales, Poaceae. The transcript has 3 exons. The record is from RefSeq and is a predicted model, not a curated record. Bases 140 to 1219 code for a protein of 359 amino acids. Gene Ontology annotation, molecular function: cinnamyl-alcohol dehydrogenase activity; zinc ion binding.